GGUGCCGGUCGGCGCGCCGCGGCGCCGCUCAGUCCGUCGGUGUCCACAGUGGUGUCCGCUGCCGGCGCGCGCCUCCGAUAUACCGCUGCUCGCCUGUCCCGUGUCGACGCUCUCUCUCUGCUCGCGGGACGAUGUCGUGUCUCCGGGUACUCGGACUGUUGGCGGUGGUGGCUACCGCGACCGCAGCGCCGACCGGCCAGCAGGCGGCGGGCGCGUCGCCGACCGAGGACCAGCAGUCGGCAGCGUCGCUGGUCUGGCCGGGCCUGGCGCCCUCCCCCGCCGCCGCGCAGGAGGCGGACGGUCGGCUCGGCCGGCGCUCGGACGAUGUCCAGGUCUCCGUGGCCACCUCUACCUCAGUGGAGAUCACCACGGUGACCACAUCGGUCAGCUCCGAGAUGGGACCGCUGCCGGCGCGGACGGGCCGGUCCCAGGACGCCGAGCGGUCACAGGAGGAGGAGCAGGAGGAACAGGAUGAGGAGGAACAUGAGGCGCCAGGAGCGGAGCUGGAGGACAGUCACACCGAGCUGGAGAAGGCGGCCGAGGGAGAGGCUGAGGUGCUGAAGUCGGCGGCCGGCGAGGUCGGCUCCCCUGCCGGUGUGACCGCCGAGUCGGCCGAGGAGGGAACCUCUGCCUCCCCGGCUGUGACGGAGACGGAGGCGAGCAGCACUGACUCCUCGGCCUCUGAGGGCACCGUGACGCCCCAGACGGAGGAGCAGAGUCCCGAGGCCGCAGCGGAGCAGGGCGGCGCAGCGCCAGAGUCCGCCACCGAGGGCUCCGGCGGCACGCCGGCCGACCCCGCCGCCGAGGAGGUCGGCACCAAGGGCACGCUGAUCUUCGACCUGGGCCCGUCUGCGUCUGACGAGCUGCACGACCUGGUGCAGCAGACGGUGCUGGACGCCCUGAUGGACGAGGGCCUGCUGUCGGCCAUCACCGCCGACACGCCCGUCAUCGAGGCCGAGGGCAGCGGCGUCGUCUUCCUGGAGGAGACCGGCUCCGGGGACGGAGAGGAGGGCCACGGCAGGAGCUCGCCGUUCGUGUCCAUCCACUUCUGAGGGGACGCGGGACGUCGCUGAUGAGUGUUGAAAGGACACACCACUGAGUCGAGUCGGGCAGGGAAGAGGCCCACGGGCAGCUCACGCCACGAAACCCGUAUAGGGAGGAAGGACGACUCCGUGGGGACGCUCCGUGCUGCUCCACUAGCCCUGGAGAAGCCACCUAUCAGAAAAGAGGGGCGCCCAACAUCGCGCUAAACAGACAGGCACGGUUCGUGUGAGCCUGAUUAUCGCUGACCAUAUCGGUGCUGAAGCUACUGCGGGUGCGAGACUGAUUCUGUUGCGAGCGUGGUGCUCCUGCUGCGGACUAAGCAUGAUGCUGGCUAAAUGUCUCAUGGAUCUGUGCAGAAUGAGAGUAAAGUUGUGCGAAACGUCAAGCUUCACGCUUUGGGUAAUGUCGUGUGCCGUCUGAAAGGACUGAGUGAAACGUCCCGUCAGGUUCGGAGUGUCAGACGUGGCGAACAGUGUGGCAGGACGGUCUGACAGUGUUGGACAGGAACUGUCAGAGGGUGAGGACUGUCUGUGUGACUGACUGUACGUGUGUCUGUGUGGCCGGGCGCGCCCGAGGACUGUCGGAGGCUGCCGCAGAGGACGAGGCAUUACGGGGCCCCGGUGGCCAGUGGGUGCAGGCCUGCAGUCUGAGGUGGCUCCGCUCCGCGCGCAGAGGGCAUGUUCAAAAGGUGCGUGUAUUUAUUGUAAGGACUGUGUGCCAUCCUGUCGCGCGCUUCAUUGUCCCACUGUCCUUUCGUGACCUGUGGUCUGAGGCAGAGACUGGGGCGGUGCGCGGGCACAUCACCUCACUGAUAUUACUGAUAGUAUAGGGCACCGCGGUUCAGUUUUCCGAUUCGGACGAGUGUCGCCAUCCGCUGCAGCUAGUCGUCACAGCCACGGGGUCAUCUGAACAGGGGCGUUUGGACGCCGCCUAUAGACUUGUAACGCCUAGACAAGACGACCAUGUCGGUCGAGAGAAUCGGAUUGCUCAAUUUGUUUCCGAAUCGUUUUAGAAUAGUUCAGCUCAGUGGUGCACGCUUAUAAGUAUUCAUGCAAUUAUCAACAUCUCAAACAGGCAAGCAAUGGCACAUGCAUAUAUGAAUUAUGCCUACAUACAACACAUAUCUACAUGCGUUCAUCCACAAAAGCAGAUGUGUGUAACUACAUUGAAGCUAUAGUUAAAAAGUACCCAUAAGCGUUUCUUUCAUUUGCUUCCCACCUUGUUGGUCUGACCAGUCGGAUUAAAAGUUGCGAGAGAUUAGACUUUUUAAGGCUGUUCAGAGCUACUGUUCACGGUAGACCCUCUCCAUUCACAUCUCGCAAUAAAUACCAGCGAUGCACCACUUUGUUUCUAUGCCAUUCAUGUCUGUCGUCAUUCAUUCGAUAAAUAAAAUAUUAAUGAA
Messenger RNA from Amphibalanus amphitrite, 2446 nucleotides. RefSeq names its product serine/threonine-protein phosphatase 4 regulatory subunit 2-like. The transcript is spliced from 4 exons. The record is from RefSeq and is a predicted model, not a curated record. Lineage: Eukaryota; Metazoa; Arthropoda; Thecostraca; Balanomorpha; Balanidae. The coding region runs from base 132 to 1052 and encodes 306 amino acids.